Messenger RNA from Astyanax mexicanus (Mexican tetra), 3599 nucleotides. RefSeq names its product B-cell receptor CD22-like. The transcript has 9 exons. The record is from RefSeq and is a predicted model, not a curated record. NCBI's taxonomy places the organism in Eukaryota, Metazoa, Chordata, Actinopteri, Characiformes, Acestrorhamphidae. Bases 1185 to 2594 code for a protein of 469 amino acids.
AGAGUCUGCUUUGAGGAACUGAAGUCGAUGUCACACACAGAUUACCUCAAACCCCAAGGUGUGUUGAAACAGUAGUGUGUUUAUGGUAUUCAGUGGCUUGGAUUACAUUAGUGUUGGUUUUGCUUAAUCCAGAUUUCUUCCUCUUUUUUCAUGACACUGCAUUCUUUAUCUGUCAUUCAGUCUCUCUAUCUAUCUGUCACUCUCUCUCUGUAAUGAAUCGUAUAAAGAACAUAGAGCAAAUCGCACAGUAACACUAUAUUCAAUAUUUGUACGUUUGUAUGACUAACAAACAUGUUGGAAAUGUGCGUUUGUCGGUGGAGAGGUGUGUCAUUGUUCAAAGCAGUAAAAAGCAGAAGGGUGGUGCCUAAUGUGCGAAGGAGUGUGAGAACUUAAGAACUGCUUAACAGUGUCACAGCUGAAAACCACAAGGCAUCUUUUUGUUGCUCCAUUUGCUGUUUGGACAGUAAAGUGGUGAAGAGACUGCGGUCAGCCAGGUAAGAAAUUUUUUAUUAGAUAUGUGAUAAUAGUAAAUAAAUAGGUUAGAGCAUUGUUACUCAACCAUGGUCCUUGAGACCUAUCUUCAAAUAUAAUUUAGUGCCUGUCCUGGUUUUAUACAACUCAAUAAUAGACUGUAUCAGAUAUUGCUUGUGAGUUUGGUAUGUUUGGUCAAGUCUAAAAGCUCUUUUCUUGCCCGGGUUGGUCCAAAGUACUUAUCUCAAAGUAUCUACUGAUCUCACAAGGCACUGGAGCAGGGUUGAGCAAUACUGGGUUAGAGCAGAUUUGCUCAAUACAAGUUCUUGUUUUUUUGUGUUUUUUUUUUCUCUUUAGUAAUGAGUUAGGAGCUUAUUGUACUUCAGUUCCCAUUGAACGUUUUUUUUAGACUUUUGAUUUUGAAAUUAAACCCCAUCUAUAAGAAAACAUAGGUUUUAAAAGCACACGUUAAUCACACGCUGUUGGACGCUAUGUUUAUAUAUUGAUACACAAAUCAAGAAAUUGAACAGCAUUUUAUUCCCUGUAUUAAACUUUUUUUUUAAAACCAUAUGUUAUUACUGUUUUAUUUGGUAACAGUUUUGUUGAGUCCAACAGACUUAGAUUUGUUGGACCUAUGAAAUGCUGUAAAAACGAGAGUUUGACAGUUAUAAGAGUGAAUUAUUUAACUGUAUCUUACAGGGUUUAUUGCUGUCAUGGUGCCUCUCCAUGUAGCUUCUCCCACUCUUUUGGUCUUUCUGCUAAUUGUUGAUGGAGUUGGAGCUCAGUAUUCGGGUGUGUCUUACAGACCUGUAUCUAUCUGUGCUCUGAAGGGGUCCACAGUGAUCAUGGGCUGCUCUUACUCAUAUCCAGUGAGUUACACAGUCCAAACAACUUUCUGGACAAAAUUCCGGUCAUCCACUCAAGGUGUAGAACCUCCUGAUCUGUUAGAUGAUCCAGAGUACAGAGACAGGGUUCAGUACCUUGGAGAUAAACAACAUAACUGCAGCCUCAGCCUGAGAGAUGUGAGAGAAAGCGACCAGAGUAAAUACUACUUCAGAUUUAUAACAGAUAAAUCUGGAGGACAGUAUCAGGGUGAAAUGUAUCUUUCAGUAACAGGUCUCCAGGUGGAGGGUCCUGAGAGAGUGAUGGAGGGAGAUAAAGUCACUCUCACAUGUAAAACUACCUGCAGCCUGACUGACAGUCCAUCAUUCACCUGGUACAGAAAUGGAACUACUUUAUCCUCCAGAACUGAACAGCUCUACCUGCAGUCGGUCAGCAGGGAGGAUGCAGACAGGUAUAGCUGUGCUGUACAGGAUCAGAACCUUCACUCUCCUGAGGUCACUCUUAAUGUUUUAGAUUCUCCAAAGAGUGUCUCGGCUUUUACCUAUCCCUCUGAUGUAUUGAAAGAGGGCAGUUCAGUGAUUCUGGCCUGCAGCAGUGAUGGAAACCCACCUGUGGAAUAUACCUGGUAUAAAGGAUCAUCAUUAGUAGCAACAGGACCGUACUUCAAAAUAAACGACAUCAGUUCUGCUAACAGUGGAGAAUACAAGUGUAAAUCCAGUAAUGAACUUGGAGUGAAAUAUUCUGGCACUGUAACUCUGAAGGUUCUGUGUCCACAUAGGAGCAUCUCAGUGUCUGUUACCUUUUCUGGAGAAACAUUGGAAGGCAGUUCAGUGACUCUGACCUGCAGAAGUGAUGGAAACCCACCUGUACAGAAAUAUACCUGGUUUAAAGAAGGUGGAAACGCACCUGUAGGAUCUGGACACCGUUACAGCUUUACCUUGGACUCUGAAAGCAGUGGAUGGUACUACUGUGAUACUCAAAGUGAACAAGAAUCAAAACGGUCAUUCGCUGUUCCUGUCACUCUUCCUGUUGCUUUACAAGACGAUUACUCAGUGGUCCUGUAUGUGGGGCUUGGAGUUGGACUCUGUGGGGUUGCAGCGAUAUCGUCUGUUGUUUUCUUAAUGUGGAACAAAAAGAAGAAGAGAAAGGUGGAGGAACACAACUACCAGAACGUUGACCCUAAUGCUCAGGACAACACAUAUACAACUCUUGACCCCAUGACCAGAUCCUCUAAUGAUGUCUACAACACAAUUGCAACUGUUCAUUCUGGUCAUGUUUAGACUGUGAGGAAACCACCAAGGAGCUCAGAUCCUGGACACCAGUCUGUCUUUAUAGAAUCAGCAACACUGCAAGAGAUGCUGAGGACUGAGAAGAGUAUAAAGUAUUAUGAUAUACACUUUUGAUUAAAAACAAUAACUGCGCCCAGACGGAAUAAACCGUCAGGGCAGAGCUGUCAAAUAAUUAAGUACAAAUCUGUUACCUUACUUUAAUAGAAAUGUUGGUUAUCUAUACUUUACUGGAGUAAUUAUUACUUUUUCAGAGAACUUCUUACUUCUACUUCUUUCUGCUCCUCCUUAAUCCUAUUUAAUUUCAGCUUUUUUCAUUCUGGCUUCUCAUCGUUCAAUAAAACCUCUAUCCAGAUACAUUUCUCCAUCCAGAGAGAGUGAAUCUGAUUGUGAUUGGAUGUAGAGAAGUAUAAACAUAUACCAUUCUGACUCCCUAUUGGUUUAUACUGUGAUCCAUCAGACCUGCACACAUUAAAUAUAUUUACAUUCUACUAAAAUACAUUCAUUUACAAUGAACAUAUAUGCAGCUGAAACAGGGAACAGCCUAGUGCAUCCCAAAUUAUAUUAUCAUUACAUUAACAUUUUAUAUUUAAUAGAACAUUAUAGACAUUAUGGCUUUUAGAAAAUGUGUUUUUUGAGGGUUAGUGCAUUAUAGGACUCUGUGGGCAUGACCUAAGCUUUUGAUCUUAAUGGCUUUAUUUUUUCUUCUUACAUUACUUUUACUUUUAUUAUAUAAUUCGUUUUGAAAGCAGUACUUUUUAAAACACUUUUACUUAAAGAGUAGAAAGCUUGAGUUCAACUUCUAACUAUAGAGUAAUAAAUGGAGGUACUUGUGACACUUUUGCUAAAUUAAUAAAAAUUGGUGGAAUGGUUUGAUGCAGAUGUAAGGCCUAUAUCAGGGCCUUUUUCUUCUUUUGGUUUCGGUGUGCAUUUAAUUUUAUAUAAAUUGACAGGAUUGGAUCUCUGGUAAGAAUGUGUAAUUGCACAGAGUAUGUUUAU